AGUUGUGGUGAGAAAAAAAGAUCCCAGUUAAUACGUAGUCACCAGUGCGUUCCGACCCUGUCGUUGGGUCUACCCGCACAAGUUUCGUCUAAACGCGGUCUUUUUCUCGAGCCCCGCUCGUGUGUUUCGUUAUGCAAGUGCUACAUGCUGCAACCGGGUCUGACUUCUCCACCUGCCUGCACGUCGUGGAAACUCCGGCGGGUGGUGCGUAUAUCGCGUAUGGCACGGCGUUUGGGAAGAUUGCGCUACAACAACUUUCCCGCGGAAAGCAGCUUGCCGAAGGAGGCAGUGGCGAGCGACCCGUUGAAGAGCUGGAGACGGGCAGGGCGGAACAACAUGAACUCCAGAAUUACCUGGGGUUCCCUGCAGUUCACGUCUGGAUCGACAGUACGGCACCUGCUGCACCACGUACUGGUAGUAAUGAGGAUCCAGAAGCCGUAGCGCCUGGCCUCCGCGUGUGUGCGGUGUUUCAGUACGUCGGGAGCCACCAUCUCAUUCGGGCAUGGGAGCUUUAUCCAGGGCGAGUUGCCGGGACCUCCAGUACCGGGGAGAAGCUGCAGCAGGUACGGACUGCUGUUCAAUUUGUACUGCACGCAGCCGAUAUGCGAGCAAUCUCUUUUACGAAUGAUGGGGCGCUGCUACUCCUGAACAACAAAUAUGUUGGUGCUGAAAUCAGAAUAUGAAUAUAACAGGUUCCACCUCCUGUGCCAAAGCUCUCCGUUCGACCAUCAGUAGAAGCUUGGGUCGUGUCCAGCAGCUCGACCUUUCACGUUCGCGAAAGCCGACCGCUCCCGAACGAAAUUUAUCCUGUUGAAAAUAUUUUCGAUAUUUGAAUUGUCAUUAGGAAAUUAGAACAGAAAAUAUGAACUACCCAGAAUUCUCUGCCGUGGAGAUCGGCUCUGGGAUUGAAAAUAUUUCAACAACAUAAACGGUUGUACAACCUGUGGUCGCAGCUACCCGAGAAUACGACGAUUCGAGGAGCCGAGGAAGAAGCGUUUUUCUGUGCCACGAACGGUCACUUGCUGCUCUACGGGAAGCAGCAGACGCGGGUGAUUCGGCUACGAGAACUCUGCACCUUCCUCUUGCCCCCGACAUCGUCGGCCGGAGGCGAAGGUGAAGGCCGCGACACGAAUAGUACAGUAGAAGUGGUCUCGCAUAUUACAAUGAAUAAUGUCCCCUCCGCAUUUCAACACCGGAAAUCUGUGCUGCAGAUUUGUGGUCACAAAUCCGCUUUGUCAUGGUAGAAGGCAAAAGAUGCGGACUGUAGUGCUGGCUAGCGUGGGAAAGCCUUGCAUCUUCAGCACGACACGAGGCAACUGGAAGUGGGAAACAGCAUGACAAAUUACCUGCAAUGCAGGCCGCAGCUGCGUCUCUUGGCAUUCUAGCAAUAGAAAUCGGCUUGUGUACUCAAAUACAGCAACACAAAUUUCGUUUCCGAUAUGGGGAGGGGGCAUUUUUCCCUUUGAUAUCGCAGCUUGGCUACACGAUUCCGGAUUUCUACCCCCUGAUCCGCAACGCGAACGAAAACUUCAGUGCCUGGCCCCUGCAAUUUCACGACGGCGCCGUACUUUUUGUGGAAAAGCGCGGUGAGGAUGACGAGCGAACGGAAAUUGCAGUUGGCCCACCGGACGUCAGAAUCCACGUGCUGCCGCUGCACGAGAACGAGUCAUGCCCGGCCGGACCAGGAGAAGUCCAUCACGAGUACCGUGUGCGCAAGCGCGUUACGGCGAUGGCGCUUGUCGGAUCUGGAAGUGCAGAUCAUGACCAGCCACAGCGGGUUGUCGUUGUCUCCGAUUACCGCGAGGUGCAGGUAUUCGACCAGGCUGCGAGCCGAAGCGCAGAGCAGCCAGCUAUCGCUCCGCCAGUAAUCCGACUGCCCGACGACUUUGUCGCCAUGGACACGCAAGGCAGCAUGCGAGGGCAACACAACGGUCAGGAAAUGGUAUACCUCCUCACCCGCGGGUGCCGCGUGUUCGAGCUCGAUAUCAACUCUGCGGCCACUGGAUACACGGACUCCAGCAACAACACCAUGUCCGAGUUUUCUUUCGUCCUGCAUCAGGAUAGCAUCGCUGAUACUUCGGGCACACAUUUGAAAAGAUUGACAUUCGAUCUGCCAUCGCAACUUUUUUGCACUAAGGAGCUAGCAGUGAUCAAGACUGAUCAGGGACUCAUAGCACUACAGAAAAUAACACACUAGCGAAGAAGAUCUUUAAAGCCCUCAAUAAGUGUGUCCCGUAAUGAUAAACACACAACGCAGAUUGCUUUUCCUUUUCGCGCCGUCCUGGAUUUCCAAUUUGAUCUUAUGUUCAGGUUUUCUCCUGUUACAGCAACAUCUUACUUCCUCCACUUUAUGACCAGCGACCUUCUGUGAACGUACUACACACAAACUAU
Molecule: messenger RNA, 2391 nt
Organism: Amoebophrya sp. A120
Lineage: Eukaryota; Dinophyceae; Syndiniales; Amoebophryaceae
Source: the annotation of a GenBank genome assembly